Aspergillus campestris IBT 28561 is the source of this 1928-nucleotide messenger RNA. It is a transcript of the gene mfsA, whose product is annotated as glucose-inactivated glycerol proton symporter STL1. Gene Ontology annotation, cellular component: membrane. Lineage: Eukaryota; Fungi; Ascomycota; Eurotiomycetes; Eurotiales; Aspergillaceae. The coding region runs from base 1 to 1596 and encodes 531 amino acids. The transcript has 2 exons. Gene Ontology annotation, biological process: transmembrane transport; carbohydrate transport. Gene Ontology annotation, molecular function: carbohydrate:proton symporter activity. The record is from RefSeq and is a predicted model, not a curated record.
AUGUGGACUACCACCUCUGGCUUGAAGGGUCGCAAGCUUCGGCUUGCGAUCACCUUCACCUCCGUCAUGGGCUUUUCCCUCUUCGGUUAUGACCAGGGCUUGAUGUCCGUUCCCGCCCCUGGCCAUCCCCCGGGCUCCACCGACUCCUACUCGCAGCAUGUCUCGGUCCUCCGCGGUGCGGUCACCGCUUGUUACGAGUUGGGUUGUUUCUUCGGCGCGGUCUUCACCCUCAUGUUCGGCGAGCGCAUCGGUCGCACCCCGCUGCUGGUUGCCGGCGGUGUCAUCAUGGCCGUCGGCGCCAUCAUCUCCACCGCCGCCUUCGGGCCCCAUUGGGGUCUGGGGCAGUUCGUCGUCGGUCGUGUGAUCUCGGGCCUGGGUAACGGCAUGGAUACGGCCACCAUCCCCGUCUGGCAGUCCGAGUGCUCCAAGGCCCACAACCGCGGUUUCCUCGUGUGCUUCGAGGGUGCCAUCAUCGCCGUCGGCACCUUCGUCGCCUACUGGCUGGACUUCGGUCUCUCCUACGUCGACAGCUCGGUCCAGUGGCGCUUCCCCGUCGCCUUCCAGAUCCUCUUGGCCCUCUUCGUCACCUUCGGCGCGCUGGCCCUGCCCGAGUCCCCUCGUUGGUUCGUCAUGCGGGGCCACGAUGACCAGGCCCGCGAGAUCCUGGGCGCCCUGAGCGACACCUCCCCCGACUCCGACGCCGUCUAUGCCGACCUCAACAUGAUGAAGGCCGAUCUCAAGUCUACCGAGGGCGCCCAGGCAAGCUGGAAGACUCUCUUCACCUUCGGCAAGACCCAGGAGUUCCAGCGCAUGAUGAUCGGCUGCUCCGGUCAGUUCUUCCAGCAGUUCACCGGUUGUAACGCCGCCAUCUACUACUCCACCCUGCUCUUCGAGCAGAACCUGGACAUGCCGCACCGCAAGUCUCUCAUUCUCGGUGGUGUCUUUGCCACCAUCUACGCCCUGGCCACCAUCCCCUCCUUCUUCAUGAUUGAGAGGGUCGGCCGCCGCAACCUGUUCCUCAUCGGCUUCAUGGGCCAGGGACUGAGUUUCGUCAUCACCAUGGGCUGUUUGAUCAAGGGCGGCCCGGAGCCGUCCAAGGGCGCCAUCGUCGGUAUCUUCCUCUUCAUCGUGUUCUUCGCCUUCACGACUCUGCCGCUGCCCUGGAUCUACCCCCCCGAGAUCAACCCCCUCCGCACCCGUACCAUGGCCGCCGCCGCCUCCACCUGCACCAACUGGAUCACCAACUUCGCCGUCGUCAUGUUCACGCCCGUCUUCUCCGACGCCAGUCCCUGGGGCAUCUACCUCUUCUUCGCCCUGGUCAACUUCAUCGGCGUACCCUUCGCCUACUUCUUCUACGCCGAGACUGCCGGCCGCGACCUCGAGGAGGUCGACCUCAUCUUCGCCAAGGCCCACAUCGAGGGCAAGUGGCCCUUCCAGGUCGCCAACGAGAUGCCCAAGCUCAACGCCGAGCAGAUCGCCCAGAUGUCCAUCGAGCUGGGUCUCGACGUCCCCGAGAACCGGGUCUCCGCCGGCACCGACAAGGCCGAGCUCGCCCUCAGCAGCGGCGACAGCCAGGAGCAGCCCAGCACCAACUAAUUUGUCUCCCCUCCGGGACUCCCGCGGCGCAGAUCGCGGUCGGUCGCCCAGCUGGGGCGGCAGGCUCGAUCGAUCCUGCGUUGACGGUGUGGCCUGGUGGUUUUUCCAUGGAUUCCCCCGCGUGGUCAUCUGAUCCACGCAUCGUUCUGUUGCUUCCUUUCUUCUCACAUUUUUCUCUUCCUUUUUUAUUACCCUUUUUUUCUUUUGUCACCAUAGUGUCUACAUAGACUUAUAUUAUUUCCACCUUCUUCCCCUGGUCGCACUGUCCUGCAGUUCGUUAAUUGGGGGAGUCCAUCGGUGCGGCAACUACUAUGUCCAUAAUUGAAGUUCCC